AUGGAGGUGUCUCCAGGGAAACCUGCGGGGUCUGGGUGUGUGAGCACUUGUGCUUUCGGAGUUGACAUUGAGUGCCCUCGCUUCGCACUCUCCCAGGCUCGCUGCGCCCAAGGCAGGGCGACGAGACAUGUUGAGAGCCGACCCGGACUCGAGUGGGUGGCGGCAGGCUGCGUGGACACAGCGGGGAGUCGCGGGAGCUGUGGGCAGUGCCCGGGUGCCCACGUGUGUCUGACGGCCCUUCCUCGGCCUCGUGUCCAGGUUGCAAGACGAGGCAUGGACGACGAUGGGGGUCCUCGCAGCUUCCAGGAGCCCCUGACGGGCCCAGGCAGUGAGCCCAGAACGGAGGACUUGAACGAGCAGGAGGAUAUCGACUUCUCCAAAUGGGGCCUGUCAUCCCUGGACGCAGAAGAUGAGAAGUCCGAGGGGCCCCCAGGGAAGCAGGACCUGAAGGAGACGUACAUCCACCUGGUCCAGGGCUCACAAGAGUGGCACGAUGGCUGCACCUACUUGGGCGAGUUUGGGCUGCACACCAAGACAGGGCUUGGCGAAUUCUCCUGGCCCACAGGCGAGACAUACCGCGGUCAUCUCUACCAUGAUCACCUCCACGGCCUGGGCACCUACACGUGGCCGGAUGGCUCCAGCUUCACUGGCACCUUUUACCUCAGCCGCCGGGAGGGCUACGGCACCCUGUACCUCAAGACCAGGCUCUUCCAGGGGCUGUACAAGGCGGACAGGCGCUUCGGGCCAGGCGUGGAGACCAACCCCGAUGGCAGCCAGGACGUGGGGCUGUGGUUCCAUGAACACCUCGUCAAGCUCUGCUGGCAGGCUCCCCACAGCUUCUCCGUGCUGCGCUGGCCCGAGCUGGCCCACUUCGUUACUGACGCCCCAGCCAAGCUCAGCCUCUCAGACAAGGAGAUGGAGUGGGACUGGGACGAGGCCAGGGACCCCUUCUUCUAUGAGUACAAGAAGUUUCUCCUGAACGAUGACCUCAGGCUGCCCCCAGACAUGCCCCUCUACUCCACGGACAACAGCCACCUGCCCAUGACCUGCUCCUUCCGCAAGGACCUGGAGGCCCAGCUCUUCAUGGACGAUGACCCACACGUUGUGGAGGAUGGGGAGCCCUGGCCUGUUAUGAAUGAAACCCCUCUGCUGGUCAGAAUCCUGAAGCAUACAUAUAAAUUCAGGCACGACAAGGCCCAUGCGAGCUGGAACAUGGCCGCCAUCGUGCAGGGCGACCGGAGCGGCUUUGCGCGCUGUGGGUUCAGGGAGCGAGUGGCCAGGGAAAUGAUCCUGAAGGCUGAGGAUGGAGAUUAUGACUGGAUCCACGGAAUCCUGCGGAAAAACCUGGCCUCUGCCGACGUGGCUGACGCACAGGGCUACACUGUUCUCGCUGCAGCCGCUGUCCACGGCCACACGCGAGUCAUCAACCUCUUGCUGGACAGUGGGGCUGAUGUGAACCGGAGCUCAGACGAAGGCCUCACGCCUCUUAGCAUGUGCUUCCUCCUCUACUAUCCUGCCAGCGCCUUCAAGCCCAACAUCGCAGAGAGGAAUCUGCAUGGGGCUCUGCUGGAGCACCAGGAAGUGUCUAUGCGCUUGGUUUCGAAUUCGCUGACCAGGCCAGCCCGGAGUGCCUCAGAGCUGGCCAGCCACCAGGGGGACAGCCACCAGGGCAUCCUGAACCAGACCAGCAAGCUCUCCAGGGAGCAGAUCAGCCCAAGCACUGGCCCACAGAGCUCCCUACAGACCAAGACCAACGUCUCCAGGUCACUGCAGGGGCCUGACGACAAGACAGGGAACACGUUAAGCAGCGAUAUCACCUUCGAGUCCAAUGUGUGUGUCCACAACUUGUCCGUCACACUCUCCCCCGACUUCCUGGAGCGCAGCGCCCACCUCGACAGCCUGUUCCUGGCCUCGUCCUUAACCACCUGUGACUCCGAAAAAGGAUCCAUACGGAAAAGGGUGCUGUCCAUCAUGCAACACAAGAGGAAGUGGCAGACCAUCCAGCUCCUACUGCGCCGAGGUGCUGACCCCAACCUGUGCCGAGUGCCCAUGCAGGUCCUGUUCUUUGCUGUGAGGGCCGCAGACGUGGAUGCUGUGCGGCUGCUGCUGGAGUAUGGGGCGCAGACUGAUAUCCGGUUCCCGCCACAGCUGCGGUCUCUGACACCCCUGCACAUCGCCGCUGCCUUGCCAGGUGAGGAGGGCGUUCAGAUAACGGAGCUGCUGCUCCAGGCCAUCACGGACGUGAAUGCCCAGGCCAGCGACCAGGAUGAGGUGUACCGGCCACACAAGGUGGAACUAUUGUCCUCGAGCCUGAAGCUGAACAAUGAACCGGGCCCACCCAGCAGCUACUACACCCCAUGCCCGCCGGCCCCCGAGGGGGGCAGGACUGCACUGCACGUGGUUUGUGAGCGAGAGGAUGACAGCAAGCACACCAGGGACAUCGUCCGGCUCCUCCUCACCCACAAAGCGAACCCCAACACACUGUGGAGCGGCCACUCCCCACUAUCCUUGUCCAUCACCAAUGGCAAUGACCUGGUCGUAAAGGAGCUUCUGGUCCAGGGAGCUGACCCAAACCUGCCCCUGACCAAGGGCUUGGGCAAUGCCCUGUGCAUGGUCUGUGACCUCGUGUAUGAUCACCACCGGAGCAUCGAUAGCAAGCUGGCCCUGGUCGAUCGGCUUAUCAGUUCCGGGGCAGACAUCCUGUACCCUAUAACAAUCACGCAGGGGGACAAGGUGGCUGUGGGCACAGCCGUGGACUAUGGGUACUUCCGAUUCUUCCAGGACCGGAAGAUCGCCCACUGCCCCUUCCAUACACUGAUGCCAGCCGAGCGGGAGAUCCUGCUGGCCCGCAAGCGCUUCCUGGAGUACCUGGGUGUCCAGCUGCGCCGCACUGUCUUCCUCAAGGAGGGCCAGUGGGACUCGAAUCUGCUCUACCAAAGCAAGAAAGCGGAGCUGUCUUCCGGUUCCAGAAUAAAGAAGGGCUCAUGGCAACCCAAGUGUCCUUACGAAGAAGGGCUGGAGCUGAUCCCCAUCUUCAAGUUCUGUUACCAGUGUGGCCGCUCAGUCGGGGUGCGCCUCUUGCCCUGUAUCCGCUGCUAUGGCAUCUUGACCUGCAGCAAGUUCUGCAAGACCAGAGCCUGGAACGAGUUCCAUAAGCAAGACUGCUGUGCCACGCUGGCGAUGAGGAAGCUGGGAGCAGAGGGGCCCCCGGGGAUCCUGAGCGUGGACGCUGACCAGCCCCCAGCAGCAGGAGGAGAGCAGGAAGGCACGGGCUCCGAGCGGCGGGGGGCUGCUCUUGCUCCUGGGCAGCGGGGCUUGGAUGGGCAACAGCGCAGGGGGACAGGAGGGCACGUGCAGACAGGAGGCAGCCGCUGUACCCGAGGUCCCUGA
Elephantulus edwardii (Cape elephant shrew) is the source of this 3390-nucleotide messenger RNA. RefSeq names its product ankyrin repeat and MYND domain containing 1 (gene ANKMY1). Lineage: Eukaryota; Metazoa; Chordata; Mammalia; Macroscelidea; Macroscelididae. Gene Ontology annotation, molecular function: protein binding. The record is from RefSeq and is a predicted model, not a curated record. The transcript has 18 exons. Bases 1 to 3390 code for a protein of 1129 amino acids.